UUUAAGAUUACGCUGCGUAAUGCGCAUGCGUAGUCGGUCCUCCAACGUUAAACGUUAGAUUCUCAUGUUUUCCCAGUUUUUUUUUGAUUGCUUGGAUUUAAAAAAAAAAAAGCUGCAUUUCUUUAUUACCAAUCGGUAAUUCUACAAAAGGUAACCUAAAGAAGAAAAUGUCAGUUUUCUCCGAAUCGGCUUUGGAGAAAAAAUUGGCAGAACUUAGCAACUCGCAGCAGAGUGUACAGACUCUGUCUCUAUGGUUAAUCCAUCACAGAAAACACUCGAAAACCAUCGUCAAAGUGUGGUAUAGUGAGCUGAAAAAAGCCCAAGUAUCCCGAAAACUGACCUUCCUUUAUCUUGCAAACGAUGUCAUCCAGAAUAGCAAAAGAAAAGGACCAGAGUUCACACAGGACUUUGCCCCAGUUAUUGUCGACGCCUUUAAACAUGUUUCCAGUGAAGGAGAGGAGGGCUGUAAGAAGCACCUGGAGCGGGUUUUGUCUAUCUGGCAGGAGAGAGCCGUGUAUGAGAACGACCUCCUGGACAAACUCACUGUAGUGCUACAUGGAGAGAAGAAGGCCAAGAAGCGACCUUAUGAGGAGAUUAAAGUGACAGGUGAUGACUUUGCCUCCCAGAGCUCUCCAGCAAACCCACCACAGACAGCGGAUUUGAUCCGGGCGCUGCAGGAACUGGAGAACGCAGCCUCGAGUGACUCCGCCCUACGACAGAGGAUCACCGCUUUACCCUCAGAGGUGCAGGACUCGUCUCUGCUGCACAGAAUCACAGAUAAGGAGUCAGGAGAACGUUUAUCCAGACUGGUAGAGGAGGCCUGCAUGCUUCUAGCAGAUUACAGUGGACGCCUGGCAGCCGAGAUCGAUGACCGACGCCAGCUCACGCGGCUGCUUGCACUUUUUCUGCAGAGCCAGCGAGAUGGCCUGGCCAAGAAUGAGCAGAAACUAGAAGAAUACAAGCGUAAGCUGGCACAAGUUACCCAGGUACGAAAGGAACUGCGUUCUCGCCUCAACAGCCUCCCAGAUCUUUCUCGGCUUCCUAACGUAACGGGUGGCCACGUACGCCUUCCCUCGUCUGGUGAUCUCUACAGCCCUUCUGACUGUAUGUCCAGUGGGGAAAAGGAUAGUAAGCACUGUCAUGACAGCAGCCGUGCGAUUGAGGAACGGGAACAGGAGAAAAAACUGGCCAGGAAACGUCUCUACAUUGUCUCAGCUGUUUGUCUGGUCUUCAUGGUGGGAGAAAUCUUAGGUGGAUAUUUCGCUGGCAGUCUGGCAGUGAUGACGGAUGCUGCCCACCUACUGGUGGAUUUUACUAGUUUUAUUAUUAGCCUGUGCUCUCUGUGGUUGUCAUCCAGGCCUGCUACACAAACACUCAACUACGGCUGGCAUCGUGCAGAGAUCCUUGGUGCUCUUGUGUCUGUCUUCACAAUCUGGUUGGUGACUGGUGUGUUGGUGUACCUGGCAGUGGAACGUCUCAUCAGUAAUGACUAUGAGAUUGAGGGUACUGUAAUGCUCAUUACCUCUGGCUGUGCGGUGGCAGCCAACAUCAUAAUGGCACUCACCUUGUACCAGUCUGGGCAUGGUCACAGUCAUGGUGGACUUAGCUCUCAUGGUCAUGGCCACAGCCAUGGAAAAAAGAAAAAUCACAGCAAUACUAGUGCUAACUACCACAAUCUAGAAGAUCAAGGGAACAGCAAGAAGAUGCAGGGAAAUGCCAGUGUGAGAGCUGCCUUUGUGCAUGUGAUCGGAGACCUUCUGCAGAGUGUCAGUGUCCUUGUUAGUGCUCUCAUCAUCUUCUUCAGGCCAGAGUACAAGAUUGCAGAUCCCAUCUGCACCUUCCUGUUCUCUCUGUUUGUCCUGGGCACCACUAUCACCAUCAUGAAGGACAUUCUGGUGGUCUUAAUGGAAGGCACACCAUCAGGUGUGGACUACAGGGAGGUGAAAGAGAAGCUGCUCUCCAUUAAGGGUGUAAAAGCUGUGCACAACCUCCACAUCUGGGCUCUGACCAUGAACCAGGCUGUGCUCUCUGCCCAUGUGGCAAUAGAUGAUGCUGCAGAGCCACAGCUGGUGCUCAGAGAGAUGACCCAGUCCUGCUUCACCACAUACAGCUUCCACUCUGUCACCAUCCAGCUGGAGCAACAAUCAGACCAGAGACCAGACUGCAACCUCUGUCAGGACCCCAAACACUGACUUGGUAUCUUGUUAUGUUGGUGUCCUGCUGCUUUGAUGUGCUACCACUCCACAUCCACACAACAUCCCCAUUACCCUAACAAGCAGAACAAGACAACAGUGUGAUUUUCAAGGACCUAAGUUUAAAGUCUUAUUGUAAUACUGUAAUGAACUACAAUCUUGGACUUAUCUGUUGUUUGGUUGUUUUAGUUCUGGGAAGAUGUGGCUCUGAAUCUUUCUAAAUGUGUACUUAUACUCAAUGAGAUAAUUCAACUGACAAUGGUGUUAUAAUGAGUUUUCAUUUGUUUAUGAGUAUAUUGGGAUAUCACUAUAAAAUCAAUAUAAGACUUAAAAAUCUCUU
This is a messenger RNA of Tachysurus vachellii, 2532 nucleotides long. RefSeq names its product solute carrier family 30 member 8 (gene slc30a8). Gene Ontology annotation, biological process: insulin secretion; response to glucose; mRNA 3'-end processing. Gene Ontology annotation, cellular component: RNA polymerase II, holoenzyme; plasma membrane. Gene Ontology annotation, molecular function: RNA polymerase II C-terminal domain binding; zinc ion transmembrane transporter activity. The coding region runs from base 168 to 2192 and encodes 674 amino acids. The record is from RefSeq and is a predicted model, not a curated record. NCBI's taxonomy places the organism in Eukaryota, Metazoa, Chordata, Actinopteri, Siluriformes, Bagridae. The transcript is spliced from 14 exons.